Messenger RNA from Alosa sapidissima (American shad), 968 nucleotides. RefSeq names its product GTPase IMAP family member 7-like. NCBI's taxonomy places the organism in Eukaryota, Metazoa, Chordata, Actinopteri, Clupeiformes, Clupeidae. The record is from RefSeq and is a predicted model, not a curated record. The transcript is spliced from 5 exons. Gene Ontology annotation, molecular function: GTP binding. Bases 102 to 968 code for a protein of 288 amino acids.
CACAGAUCCCAUAUAUAGUAGCACUGCUGCCGUUUUGAGAGAUAUCAUUCCAGGACAACAGAUGAGCUGACACACUUGAAUUGUGAAUUUCAGACCUAGUCAUGGUCUUAGAAAAAGAGACUCUAAGGCUUGUACUUGUGGGUAAAACUGGAGCAGGAAAGAGUGCAACAGGAAACACCAUACUGGGAAAAACAGAGUUUGAAGAAAAAAUUUCACUAACAUCAGUGACUGAAAAAUGUAAGCGGUGUUCUGUACAUUUGGAGGGUACAUCAAUCAUUGUGAUCGAUACCCCAGGUCUGUUGGAUGCAACCAGUAGUGAAGAACAGGGGAAGCAGGAGAUAGAGAAAUGCAUCCACAUGUCUCUUCCUGGGCCUCAUGCGUUCCUGCUGGUGAUCCGGCUAGGUAGAUUCACAAGGGAGGAGGAGGAUGCUGUCAAGUGGAUCGAAGAAAACUUUGGAAAAGAUGCUUCAAAAUAUACCAUUGUUCUCUUCACUGGUGGAUAUCAGCUGGAGAAACAAUCAGUGGAGAAGUUUGUGAAUGAAAGUGAUUCAUUGAAGUGUGUCGUUGAGAGAUGUGGAGGAGGCCACCACGCCUUCAAUAAUAAAGAGAAGAACAACCGAAAUCAGGUUAACGACCUCCUGAAGAAGAUAAAGGACAUGGUGGAGUCGAAUGGAGGGCAACACUACACCAGUGACAUGUACAAGGAGGUUCAGAGAAAGAUUCAAACAGAAAAAUGCCUCACAAAAGUUGGAGAAUGUGCUUUAAUUGUUGUAGCGGCAGCAGGUCUAGCAGGUGGAGUACUGGGAAUAGGAAGAGUAGCAGCAGCAGCAGCAGAAGCAAUGGGAGCAACAGCAGGGGCAGCAGGAGCAGCAGGAGUAGUAGUGGGACUAGGAGCCGCACUAGCUGCAGCAGGGGCAGCAGUAUUAGGGACCAGAGAGGGAGAGAGAGAGAGUUUUUCCACAGCGUAA